AUGAUUUUUAGAUACCACUGCUAUGCUGUGUGGCAUAGACAUAAUUUCAAGGGAUAUCAAUUAUGCAAUAAAUAUUUUUUACAAAAUUGUUUAACCAUUAUUAAUAAUAAAACGAAACGUAUACUGAGCUAUGGGAUAAACGAAAAGGAUGAAAUGCGAAGGGAGGGAGAAAAUGAAGAUAAAAAAGAUCUCGAAAUUUCUUUGUAUUUGUCAAAGCGUACUGUAAUAAACUCAAAAGAAAAAUCGCUUAACAACAUCUAUCCUUACUAUAAAAGUAAUUAUUAUAUUAACAAAAAUAAUGUAUUUGUCGAUAUGGAAAGCCUAUUUUGCAAUGAUAAAAAAUUUUUUAGUGGUAGGAGUGUAGGAUUAAAAAGAAAAAAGAAAAGAAAAGAUGAAAGAGUGAUAAAUACUUGUUUAGGAAAAAGAUUAGAAUUCUUUUAUCCCAAGAAAAAACGAAGACAACGCAUUGGUUUAAUUCAAAAUAGUAGAAAAAAUAUUGUUUACGAUAAUAUUUUAAAAAGAUUUUUAGUGUAUUAUUAUAAACAAGGUAUUCAAGUUUUUAGAAGUUUUAGCUGUAAAAAGAAAAGAAAAUUUGAAUCUGCUAGAAAUAAAGCUAUCAUAUUAUCCAAACAGUUUCAAAAAAAAUAUACCAAACAAAAAGAGAAAGAAGAAAAAAGUAACAAAACUCCUUUAAGUAUACAUAAUUGUAGUAAUUUAAUGACUAAAUAUGAUCAUGAUGUAAGAAAACAAAUAAAAAUUGUGCCUGAUAAAAAUAAAAGCGGGUAUAGAGGUGUCUUCUACGAUUCCGCUCAUCAUGCAUACAUAUGUACUUACAACGAAGCAGGAAUACGAAAAUUUCAAAUUUUUAAAAUUGAAAAUAAUGAUUAUCUUGAAGCGUAUAAUUUAGCUGUUAUGUGUCGUAGAUAUAAACUUUUCAAGAAUUUUCAAUUCGUGUCUCAAAGAAAUAGAGUAAGGAGUGGACGAAUACAUCUUAAGUGA
Plasmodium malariae is the source of this 999-nucleotide messenger RNA. RefSeq names its product transcription factor with AP2 domain(s), putative. Gene Ontology annotation, molecular function: DNA-binding transcription factor activity. The transcript has a single exon. Lineage: Eukaryota; Apicomplexa; Aconoidasida; Haemosporida; Plasmodiidae. The record is from RefSeq and is a predicted model, not a curated record. Gene Ontology annotation, biological process: regulation of DNA-templated transcription. The coding region runs from base 1 to 999 and encodes 332 amino acids.